AUGGGAAUAACAGAUUUUUAUAAAGCUACAAGGACAUCAAGUUCUGAGAAAAGAUCAGAUGUAAAUACUGAUAAUCUUAGUAAUUAUGAAACUUCAGGUGAUGAAUUGGAAGCAGGUGUUCAAUUAGAUCAAAAUGUUAAAAGUAUCGGUGUCAUUUCAGCUACUUUCCUUAUUAUUAAUAGAUGUAUUGGUGCUGGUAUUUUCGCAACUGGUGCCUCAAUUUAUAAUUUUUCAGGAAGUGUUGGUGCUUCUUUAAUGUUAUGGGUUGCAGGUACUAUCAUUGCCUUUUCUGGUUUAUUAGUUUAUUUGGAAUUUGGUUCUGUUUUAACUAGAAAUGGGUCUGAAGUUGUUUAUCUUCAACAUAUUUAUAAAAAACCAAACUUUUUAGUUAUUAGUGCUUAUGCUGUUUAUGCCCUUACUAUGCCUUGGACUGCUGGUAAUAGUAUUGUUACUGGGGAAUAUAUUUUAACUGCUGCCGGUAAAGAAGUAACUCAAUGGAAUUCAAGAGGUAUUGCUUUAGCAGUUGUUACUUUUGCAUUUGCUAUUAAUGCUUUUAAUGCUAAGAUUGGUUUAUGGGUUGCCAAUACUUUGGGUUCAUUUAAAAUUAUCAUUAUUGCUUUCAUUAUCAUUACUGGUUGGGUAGGUCUUGGUAAUGGUAUCAAGAGUAAAAAUUUCCAUCCAACUCAUAAUUUCUCAAAUGCUUUUGAAGGGGAAACUCCAACUGGUUAUGGUAUUGUUAAUGCUUUAUAUAAUGUCAUUUGGUCUUAUGUUGGUUAUUCAAACGCUUCUUAUGCUCUUGGUGAAGUUAAAAACCCACAAAAGGUUCUUAAAGUUGCUGCACCAUCUGCUUUUAUUGGUAUUGCCAUUGCUUAUAUGUUGGUUAACAUUGCCUACUAUGCCGUUGUUCCAACUGAAGUUAUUUCUACUUCCAAGAGAAUUUUAGUUUCUGAAUUUUUCUAUUAUGCUUUUGGUACUAAUGCCAGUAAAGCUGCUUCUGUUUUCGUUGCUUUAUCAGCUUGGGGUAAUGUCAUGUCUGUUAUUUUCGCUCAAGGUAGAAUUAUCACUCAAUUGGGUAGACAAUCUGUUAUUCCAUUCUCAAGAUUUUUCGGAAGCAGUAGACCUUUCAAUACUCCAUUCACUGGUUUACUUGAACAUUGGAUCAUUGGUGUUAUUUUCAUUUGUGCCGUUCCACCAGGUGAUUCUUAUAAUUUCAUUCUUAACUUGGUUUCUUAUCCAUUGAAUGUUAUCAAUAGUUUCUUGGGUGCUGGUUUAAUUUGGAUUUACAUUAGAAAACGUCAAGGUAAAUUUGAAUGGAAUGCUCCAAUUAAAGCCACUUUACCAGUUACAAUUUUCUUUUUCUUGUCAUCAUUAUAUCUUGUUAUUGCUCCAUAUGUUCCACCAAGUGAAGGUCAAUCAGUUUAUGAAAAACUUCCAUAUUGGUUACAUGCAGUUGUUGCCUGGGGUAUUUUCGGACUUGGUGGUAUUUAUUGGGCUAUUUGGACUCAAUUAUUACCUCGUAUUGGUGGUUAUAAAUUGGUUGAAAAAGAAGUUCUUGGAGAUGAUGGAUUCUGGAGAAAUAAAGUAUACAAAGUUUCAAAAGAUAGUUCAGAAGACGAAAUUCAAGAACAAAUUGAAGCUGAAAUUGCAGCUGAUAAGGAUAUCAAACAUUAA
Messenger RNA from Candida tropicalis MYA-3404, 1671 nucleotides. RefSeq names its product Mup1p (gene MUP1). The transcript has a single exon. The record is from RefSeq and is a predicted model, not a curated record. Gene Ontology annotation, molecular function: L-amino acid transmembrane transporter activity. NCBI's taxonomy places the organism in Eukaryota, Fungi, Ascomycota, Pichiomycetes, Serinales, Debaryomycetaceae. The coding region runs from base 1 to 1671 and encodes 556 amino acids. Gene Ontology annotation, cellular component: membrane. Gene Ontology annotation, biological process: amino acid transmembrane transport.